This is a messenger RNA of Entrophospora sp. SA101, 2715 nucleotides long. Lineage: Eukaryota; Fungi; Glomeromycota; Glomeromycetes; Entrophosporales; Entrophosporaceae. The record is from the annotation of a GenBank genome assembly.
AUGCGUGAGUUAGUUUUAGUUCGUAAGCUAGAAGAGACAACUAACAAUUACAUUAAUGAUGAUAUCAACCAAUUAAAGCCAUCAUCAAAUGACAAUUUGGAAUUAUCAAAUAAAUUAGAAGACACAUUUACAGCCAAAGAAAUAAAAGAAAGUCUUAAAGAGUUCUUUUUACAUAAGCAACCUUAUAACAUCAAUAAAGACAAGUCUAAAGGUGAACACGAGACAUUAAAGUUAAAUAAUAAUAAUAUCAAGAUAUUUACAUCAACGGUUCAAACAGAAAUAAAAGAAGAGAUUGUUAAUGGUAUAUCAGCUGAUGAAAGUGGGGUAAGUUCUAUUGAAGCAAUAACUACAACUAAAAUAGUCAUAUCUGAUUCUUCAAAGGAACUAAGUCCCGAUGAGAAACGUCAAAGAGCUGCUGCGACUCGUUCAAAACAAAGCAUGGAAUUAAAAAAUCUCAUGAAACAAAAGAAGCGCGAACAAAAUUUAGAUAAUAAUGAUGAAACUAUUAUGUUUGUUCCUAAAAAUUUAAUUGAUUCGCUAAAUGAACAAAAAAAAAAAUCUGUUAAUACAACGGCAGCAGAUGUUGAAUCAGAUGGAUCAGUAGAUUUGGAUGAUUUGAUUGGCCAAAUCAGUGAUUUAGAGUCAGGAACUGUUUUAAGAAAUCUCACACCAUCAACUACUCCUUUAGCUACUCCUUUACGAGGUCCGUCACCAAACUCGCAAAUUUCAUCUUCAACCUAUAAUCUAACAAGACCUACUAGUACCAUAGCUGAGGAAGAUGAAAAUCUAAGUGAUACUCCACUCGAAGUGGACAAGCAAGAAGCAGAUGAUCUUUGGAAAACCUCAAAUACAAAUAAGGAAUUCGAUAUGGAAUCAAAAGAAGAGGAUGAAUUAGAUUUGUUAUUAGACACAGAAAUCAUGCCAAUUUUAAAACCUUCUUCACCAUCACCUGUUCCCACACCAAAUUCUUCAUUGUCUGGUGGUAAAAUGGGAAUUCCUUCCGGCCUAUCCAAGUCUGCAUUUUAUAGCUUAAGUUAUGUAAGAUCACCAUUAUCACCCAAUUCAUCGCAAGCUUCAUCUGUGGUAGAUCCUGAGGAAUUUGAAACAUUAUCAAACGGAUCUCAUACUUCUACUAGCUCAAGAAGUAUUUCUGCGUCUGGGAUAAGAAGACCAUCGAACACCACAGGAAUAAGAUCACCAACUCGUAAUGAUAGAAGUCCAUCUAAAAUAGCAAGAUCUGGUGCUUUGUCCCCAAGGUAUCCGAGAUCAUUAAGUCGCGCGAGUAAUAGUUCAGCCGAAGAGAGUACCACUUCGUCUAUUGGUGGAGCAAUAUCUCCAACAAGAAUUGCGUCACCGACCAGAGGAUAUCACUUAUCAAUGUAUAAUACUCCUACAAGUUUCCGUCAAAGAUCCAUCAGUGGUGUUAGCAGUAGUUCAGCAGAUGAGAUUUUAUCAAGACCACAAACAUCACCCCCUACAUAUAGAUCAUUAAGUAGAAUUGGUGGAAAUAUCGGAGGAAAUAAAUCAUCCACUUCAACCGAUUCACCCAAGCAAAUUCGCAGUAGCUUGCCGCCACCAUCGUCAUCGACUAAAAAUAAUGCCAAAACUUCUAAAACUGGACCUAAACGCCCUACUUCACAACCAGCAUCUUCAAAUAUUACUUCUUCAGGUUUAUUAAGUCCUUCUAGCAGAGCAGGUAUAACUAAUUCUCGUAACAAUAAUGUUCCAGCAAAUGAUAGUCAUGACGAACAUUCAGGUUCAAGUAUGAUUUUUAGUCCUCCAGAAUCACCUGUUGGUAGUUCAGAAACAGAGUCUUUAACAAGUACAAUGUCGUAUGGGUCUUCUGCUGGUAGAGUAGCAUCACCAUCACAAGUUUAUAAUAAUAAUUCAAAUAAUUUUUCAAUGCUUCCAUCACCGACUAAUUUUUCUGAUAAAAAAUCUGCAACAAUAACAGUUGCUCCUACAGUUAUCGCUUAUUCACAAAUAUCUGAAAUAAUUGAAGGGAUUUUCGAAGCGGCUAUUAAUUCCAUCGAUUCAGAUGAAGGCAUUUUAACUUAUCCUUUCAACCUCGAUCUCGACACUAAAUUGGAAGCAAUGCCCAAGAAAAAAAAGCAAAGGCUUUCUGGUUUUAUUAAGAAAGAAAAUAAGAGAUUGGAGACUAUUGAAGAAUCUCCUGUUCUUAUAGAGAAAGUAAAUACAAUAGAUGAUUUUAAUAGGCCUUCUUCAUCUUUACAAUCAUCAUCAGAACAUAGUCCAAUAUCGUUAGAUUCUACAUCAAGUUUUUUACCAUCAACAUCUUCAACUUCAUUCUCAUCGUUAAUAAUAAAUGAUUAUCCAACAAUUACAACAACCGAUCAUCCAAAUUCCAUCACUCUUUUUGAUAUUAGUAACCCACUUCAAAUUGUAGAAUAUGGUGGUAUUACUAGUUUCGACAACUUUGACACUUUGGUAGAAAUUAAAAAAAGUUAUCCGCCUAAUAACCAUGAUGAAGCUAUUAAGUCAGAUUCUUUAUCUAAUAAUGAAGAUGAUACAUCAGUCGAUCAAGAUGAUAAUGGUGAUUUUAAACGAAGAAGAACCCAAGUAAAUUAUGCUGAACCUAAUCUUCGAAAAAAACUACGUCGUGGAGAUCCUCAGACUAAUUCUUUUGGGUUAACUAAUUCAGAUUUAGAAAAAAUGUCUAAAAAAAAUAGCCGUAAAUCUUUUUCGAACAGAUAA